AUGAACUGCUUGUUGCUGCUGAAGAACUGGCAUUUAGCUAUUGGUCACAUAUGGCCUUAUUCUUCGUGUCAUUUUUCUAUAGGAACCCGCCACAGUUGGCAAAGAAGAGAGAAUCCUUUUAACUGUAAAGUGUACAUCAUUAAUUCAAUUAAUCAUCCAUAUAAACAUAAUCUGCGACUCAAUACGCCAUACUCACAAUACUUCCACUUAAAAAUCCGUCCAGUUAUUUCUUCCAUGAUGAAUGUUGUUUUGGUAAUGACUCUGGCCGCCCUCUCUUGCUUACUUGUGGUUUCGGAGCCUCCACCCAAGAAACUCUUUUUCCGAAGAAAAUUGGGUGUUGAAUGUGACAGCUACCCAUGCGCUAUUGCACUAUACGAAAGAUUCACUGUGCCUUCAGAUACCUCAACUGAAGAAACAAUGCAAAUAAAGAGAAUAACACAAAUUACGGCAGCUUGCGACUGUAAAAAUGGCACAGCAUGUACACUGAAGGAACAUCAACGGAAGAGUCAGGACAACGUAAACGUGUAUUACUAUAGUUGCCAACCUCUAGAGAGAUACUGUAACCUUAAAGGGUGAACUAUCGGAGGAGAAAUAAUUUACUAAACAGCGUUACAAACUUUUCAGAAGCAGAGACUCCAUCCUGUUCUUUAUUAGUGUUAAUGAAUAAUGAUGUUCAUAAUGUUCUUUAUGAAUGUUAGUACUGUUGUUUAUGAAUAAUAAAAAAAAAAAAAAACUAAUGAAAACUGAACCUUGUAGGGUUCCUCACUUUAUGGAAGGUUAUUUUAAUUUUAUUAACACUUUUGAUUUUGAGUUAAACUUCUGUCCUAUCAAAUCUUUAACUUCAACUAACUACUUCCGGCCAGAACG
Molecule: messenger RNA, 867 nt
Organism: Stegodyphus dumicola
Lineage: Eukaryota; Metazoa; Arthropoda; Arachnida; Araneae; Eresidae
Source: RefSeq, a predicted model, not a curated record